AUGAAGCCAGUGGAGCUGUCCUCCCUCCUGCUCCAGGCGGAGUCCACUCUGGCAGGUCUGGUGCAGCGAGGACAGGAGCUGUCCUCCAGACUCAGAGCUCUGCAGGUCGACCGCAGGGAGGUGGCCUGCCUCAAGUUCAUGCUCCUCUUCAACCCCAGUGAGUGCACCUCCUCCUCCUACACCUCCUCCUCCACCACCUCCUCCUCCACCACCACCUCCUCCUCCUCACAUGGUAUUGGACCAUAG
This is a messenger RNA of Knipowitschia caucasica, 246 nucleotides long. Lineage: Eukaryota; Metazoa; Chordata; Actinopteri; Gobiiformes; Gobiidae. The record is from the annotation of a GenBank genome assembly.